Molecule: messenger RNA, 1232 nt
Organism: Fopius arisanus
Lineage: Eukaryota; Metazoa; Arthropoda; Insecta; Hymenoptera; Braconidae
Product: enoyl-CoA delta isomerase 1, mitochondrial-like
Exons: 4
Coding region: 207-1058 (283 amino acids)
Biological process (GO): fatty acid beta-oxidation
Cellular component (GO): mitochondrion
Source: RefSeq, a predicted model, not a curated record
UAUUUUUAUUCGGAGAUCUAAAGUCGUCGUGAGAUCAGCCUCUGAAGCCGAACGAAAAAGUUAACAUUUCGUUUUCGUAUUUUUAUUAUCAUCUACGCGACGAACACUUGCGGAAUCCAUUGAUUGAUCACGAUAUUUUAUUUUGAAGAAUAAUUCACCGACGAAUCACACAUAAAAACGAUAUAUUUUUAUUUAAACAAUAGAUAAUGACUAUUCCCCUGGUGCAUAGAGCAGUGAAGCUGGUGGAUCGGAGAAUAUUAUCAAGAUUGUAUUCAACCAACAACAAAUUGGUGGAUGUCACUCAAAAUGAGAAGACGGGUGUAACUACGGUGUCGCUGAAUCGACCGCCUGUAAAUGGUUUGAACCUGGAGUUGUUGACUGCUUUGAAGGAAUCACUUGUAGAAGUCCAGAAGAAUGGGAGCAAAGGCCUCAUCCUCACGUCAUCCCUGCCAACGGUGUUCUCAGGUGGUCUUGAUAUCCUGGAAAUGUACAAGCCAGACCUAAAGAGGUGCACUGAGUUCUGGACGACCUUGCAAGAUACCUGGCUGAUAUUGCAUGGUUUAGGAUUGCCUGCAGUAGCUGCUAUCAAUGGAGCAAGUCCUGCUGGAGGUUGUCUUCUAGCCAUCAGCUGCGAAUAUCGAAUUUUCGUGACCGGUAAACACACGAUAGGUUUGAAUGAAACGAAACUUGGAAUUAUUGCGCCUUUCUGGUUCCAAGAGCCGUACAUCGCAGCCAUCGGGGCGAGACGUGCAGAAUUGGCCCUAUUGAGAGGGGAGCUGUUCACCCCGGAGAAGGCACUGGAAUGCGGUCUUGUUGAUGAAUUAGCAAGCAGUAAAGAAGAUGCCAUUGCCAAGGCUGAACAGUACAUUGCCUAUUACGAAAAAAUUCCUCUAUCUGCAGUGGCAGCAACGAAAGCUAUUUUCCGCGCUUCUGUAAUAGAGAAAUUGAAGAAGACUCGAGCAGAAGAUACAGAACAGUUCAUUGCUACAGUCCAAGCUCCAAACGUUCAAACUAGUUUAGACCUAUACCUCCAAGCCCUCAAGAAGAAGUCUAAAUAGCUUGUGAUUAUGGAUUCAUUCAUAAUCAGUGGUGAUGGAAAUUUCUUCGUUAUACCUUCAGACAUGAAAUAUUUUCGUACUUUCAUAUACAGUUGUUAUUAUUAUAUUACAUUCUAUUGUUAUUUUUCGGAAUUUUUUCAAAAUAGGUACGAAUAAAAUCGCAGAUCAAUAGAA